This is a messenger RNA of Exophiala spinifera, 2499 nucleotides long. RefSeq lists its product as uncharacterized. The transcript has 3 exons. The record is from RefSeq and is a predicted model, not a curated record. Gene Ontology annotation, molecular function: D-type glycerophospholipase activity. Lineage: Eukaryota; Fungi; Ascomycota; Eurotiomycetes; Chaetothyriales; Herpotrichiellaceae. Bases 1 to 2499 code for a protein of 832 amino acids. Gene Ontology annotation, biological process: intracellular signal transduction; phosphatidic acid biosynthetic process; cell motility.
AUGGCUUCGCUCUUCAACAAGGCCACGGAAGCGGCCAAGAAGGCUCAAAGCACAGUGGUCAACGGUGCACACCUGGACAAUGUCACGAACAAACUCGGUCUGGGAAGCAUUGCCAACGCGGUCAACGGCAUGGUGAAUGGCAAGAAUCCCAAUCUGGAGCACCGAUACAAUAGCUCGGCACCAAUAUCGCAGGGAAACAGUGUCAAGUACCAUGUCGACGGGUGCGCUUACUUCUGGGCCGUGUCUGAGGCGUUGGAGAAGGCGAAGGAAUCUGUCUGGAUUCUUGGAUGGUGGGUUUCUCCAGAAGUCUACCUGAGACGACCACCUUCUGAGAACGAAAAGUAUCGGCUUGAUCGGAUGCUUCUUGCUGCCGCGGAGCGAGGAGUCAAAGUGAACAUCAUUGUCUUCAAAGAGGUCCCUCAAUUCAUGUAUCUCUCAUCACACCAUACGAAGAGAGCUUUGGAAGCUCUGCACCCUAACAUUGCCGUCUUCAGAUACCCGGAUCACUACACUGGCGCCAAAGGAGUUCUGUCGUCUACCAAGAGUCUGCUCCAAAGCACGUUGGCAGGCGGUGCCGCAACUCUGGGCAAAAUAUCCGACGAGUCACUACAGAACCUGUUCGCGUUAGCUGGCGGACCGACUUUACUCUGGGCACACCACGAGAAACUGAUCAUUUGCGACAGAGAGACCGUCUUUAUGGGAGGUAUCGACCUGUCCUAUGGCCGGUGGGACACGAUCCAGCAUCCUAUCGCGGACGCUCAUCCCGGCGAUCUCGACGAUAUUGUCUUCCCGGGCCAGGACUACAAUAAUGCUCGGGUAAUGGAUUUCAAAAACCUGGAUAACUGGGAACACAACAAACUCAGUCGACUUACCACCUCUAGGAUGGGAUGGCAGGACAUAUCGAUCAGUCUGGCUGGACCGGCAGUGGUAGACCUGUGCAGACACUUCAUCGAGCGCUGGAACUUCAUCCACAGCAUGAAAUACAACACCGGCCUGCCGCAGGAUUCGAGAUAUGAACGUAUACCUCCGUUAGACAGCUCUUCAACUAAGAGCCAGUCGCAGCACGGUCCAGGUCAAGUGUCAUGCCAACUUAUCCGCAGCGUGAGCAGCUGGAGCGGUGGCCCGACGCCCGAGCACAGCGUUUACGAUGCGUACAUUGACAUCAUCGAGAAGAGCGAGCAUUUCGUGUACAUUGAGCAGCAGUUCUUCAUCACUGCCACGGGAACAUGGCUGGGAACGGUAUGGAAUCGGGUGGGCGAGGCAAUCGUCCAGCGCAUCUUGCGAGCUGCCCAAGAGAAAAAACGGUACAAGGUCAUCGUCAUACUGCCUUCUGUACCUGCGUUUCCGGGAGACCUGCAAGCUCUGAUAACCGGCCACCCACCGCGUGCGAUCAUGAAGCUGCAGUACAAGUCGAUAUCUCGUGGCGGAUUCAGCAUCAUGGACAAAUUGAAGCGCGCCGGCGUCGAACCGAAAGAAUAUAUCAGGUUCUUCAAUCUUCGAACAUACGACCGGAUCAACGAAAGCGCAAUAAUGCAAAAGGUCGAAAAGGACAGUGGUGUCGAGUACAAGCUUGCCAGCGAAGAGCAUGAUGACAUCGUCGAUCCGUUCGGCCUCCAGGCGCAGAAAGAAGUCGGCGAGUUCGAGGGUGACGAAGUUACCCCCAACCACCAAGCAUACCAGAAGUAUCAGACCGCCGCGGGUCCGCGGCACACGAGCUGGGACAGCGUGAGUUCAUGCUACAUGCUGGGAGGCACGGACAUUCGAAAAGUACCGUGGGCAAGUGGCGGGACCAUCAAGGAGAUUGAUGCGUUUGUCACGGAAGAGUUGUAUGUGCAUUCGAAGGUACUGAUCGCCGAUGACAAAGUCGUGCUCUGCGGGUCGGCGAACCUGAACGACAGGUCAUUGAAGGGCAGUCGCGACUCGGAGAUCGCAUUGGUGAUCGAAGACCCAACACCCCUCGAGACGACGAUGAACGGCCAGAAGUUCCAGGCGAGUCGGUUCGCAACGAGUUUGCGUCGGUACUUAUUCCGCAAGCACUUGGGUCUGCUGGCCCCUCAAGAUAUGAGAAGUCCAGAUGGUCACUUCACGCCGGCGCCAGGAGACAACGGGUAUGAUUUUGGGUCGAAGGAGGACGGUGUCGUCGCUGAUCCUCUGAGUGAUGGGUUCUUGAAGCACUGGGACGACGUAGCUGCUCAGAACACAUCUGCAUUUCGGAAAGUAUUUGCCCCCAUGCCGGACGACACGGCGCAGACCUGGAUCCAGUACCAGAUGUUGUUCUGGAAGAGAUUCAAGGGACCAGACGGAUUGCAUAUGGCGCAAUGGGGACAUGUGGCCAAGGAUAACUUCCCGGGAGGUGAGGAGGGAGUGGCGGCGGUCAAGGAAGAGUUAGCUAAGAUAAGAGGCAUGUUGGUCGAGAUGCCUCUGGAGUUCCUGGCCAAGACGGACAUUCAAAUUGAGGAUCCUGGAUAUAAUAUCAUUACGAGGCAGGGGUAUGUGUGA